Molecule: messenger RNA, 2079 nt
Organism: Punica granatum (pomegranate)
Lineage: Eukaryota; Viridiplantae; Streptophyta; Magnoliopsida; Myrtales; Lythraceae
Source: RefSeq, a predicted model, not a curated record
UCAUUAGCAUCGGAUCCGUUUUAAGGGGAAAAAAGCGCGAAGAAAGCCAGAAUCUCGACACCUUUGCCCGGUGGUGUCUCCGGUGACGGAGGAAGCUGCGGCGGCGGUAGGCUGAUGCUCGACUCGAGGAUCUUCGAGCUCAGAUCUUCAAUCUGCCCCUCUUCUUCUCCACAUCGCAGCUGGCAAUCUUAGGGUCCGUUCUUGAUCCGUUAAGCCCGAGCUUGCUUGCGGAAGCUUCGGCCGUUUAGGUUCUACAUCUGAAGCUGCUUUUGCUUGGUCGGGAGCGAUGAGAUCUGCGCCCUAGCAGUUGAGGUCACCUAUUUGUUUGGUGUGGGAGGAUAGGAUUGAUGUGAGUGAAUGAGAUGUCCUUAAAAAGCAUUGUUCGUGAGCUGAAGGAGAUGAGAGAUGGAAUUGGCAAUGUAUCGAGGGGGGGAUCUGAAGGUAGGCGUUGGCGUAGCCGAACACGGUCGCACAUAGCACCUGAGCAAGCCCCACAGCUUCCUGAGCUUCCCAUCGAACAGGGUCGCUGGGCAAACCUACCCCCGGAGUUAUUGUUGGACAUGAUAAAGAGGGUCGAGGAGAGUGAGACAUCUUGGCCUUCUCGGGCUGUUGUUGUGUUUUGUGCUUCAGUUUGUAAGUCGUGGAGAAAUAUUACAAAGGAGAUAGUCAAAACCCCUGAGCAGUGUGGAAGGCUUACCUUCCCAAUUUCACUGAAGCAGCCGGGGCCUCGAGAUUGCGCAAUCCACUGCUUCAUUAGGAGGGAUCCUGCAACCUCUACCUAUUUUUUGUACUACGGUUUAGUUCCAUCUGAGCAUGAGAGAGAGAAACUGUUGUUAGCUGCCAGAAAGAUUAGGAGGGCCACAUGUACAGACUUUCUUAUAUCUUUGGCUUCAGAUGUAUUUUCUCGAGCAAGUAACACUUACGUUGGUAAAUUGAGAUCCAAUUUCAUUGGUACAAAGUUCACCAUAUAUGAUAGCCAACCUCCAUGUGAAGGAGAUGUACAAUUUAGCAGCCGGUUCAGUAAAAAAGUCCAUUCUAAGCAGGUAUCGGCAAAGGCACCUGUCUGUAAUUACAGUGCAGGCACUGUUUCCUAUGAGCUCAAUGUCCUCCGAACCAGAGCCCCAAGGAGAAUGAACUGCAUAAUGCACUCCAUUCCUAUGUCUUCUAUUCAAGAGGGGGGCACUGCCCCGACACCAACUUUAAUCCCUAUUUCCUUCGAAGAUCAAGUUCCUUCUCACUCAUCAGCUUCGAAAGCAAAGGACACAAUAGUCUCUGAUUUUAGUUCCACGAGUCUCUCAGAGAUUCAACCCAGUCAGGUCUCGGAGGCUCCACUAGUCCUCAAAAAUAAAGCUCCCAGAUGGCAUGAGCAGCUCCAGUGCUGGUGCUUGAAUUUCAGAGGCCGAGUCACGGUUGCUUCAGUCAAGAAUUUCCAGCUGGUAGCAGCCCUUGAACCUUCCCACAACACAUCGUCUGCUGAGCAAGAAAAGGAUCCAUUUACCCCCCUCGGGACAGAACCUUGAGGAGUGCAACUCUGAUUGAAAGUUAUAUUACCUAAAAUUUCUGAAGGAAAAUUGCCUCCUAUCAAGUGAGCGUGGUGCAAACCCUAAUCUCGCUUUAUGUUACUUCUGGCUUCUCAUUUGAUCCUGGCUGCAUUCUGCCGUUGGUUCCUCAUCGAGUGUUUCUGUAACUGCAGCUGAUUUCAUUAAACUCUGGAGAAAACCCGAUUCAUCAAACAAGUUUCAAGAAAUUAAUAUAUAUACUCGCCUUCACUUAAAAUUUUAAAGAAAAAAUUUACGUAUGAGGUGUUUUGAAGUUAACCCCGAAUUUCAAUAUUUGGGUCAUCAAUGCAGCGUCCAGUUGUGGACUUGUGCUCCUGUGGAGGUCUGUUGUCGGAGAUGUGUAGGUAAUUGCUAGGUCUGUUUAUUCAUGCAAUGUGUGAUUUCCUUUGUAAUUGUUGUUGUAACCUUUCCAUUGGCUGCUUACAAUUGUUACAUUCUAGGGGUGUAUGUUUAUGUUCAGAGUUUGGUUGAUGUAGAAUAAAUACACAAUCCACAAUAUAGAGACCAGACAACAUUGACA